AUGGCGGUGGCGAGCGUGGAGGAGGAGCGGCCGCCGGCUCUGCGGCAGGAACCGGCGAGCUCGGCGCUGCUGGUGGCCGCCGGGCUGCUGCUGCUGCUGCUGGGGCUGUGGUGGCUGCUGGGCCGCCGCCGGGCGCUGCAAGGGCUGCCGCCGGGCCCCAAGCCUUGGCCGCUGGUGGGCAACUUUGCCUACGCCCUGGUGCCCAACCUGCUGGGCUUCAAGCGGCUGAUGAGCGUCAUCACCACGGGCCUGGUGCCCAGGGGCAUGGAGAUCUCCACUUCUACCACCUCCCGGCCCAUGUCGGCGCACCUGAUCCUCACCAGCCUGGGCAAGACCUACGGCAGCGUCUUCAGCCUCUUCGUGGGCAGCCGACCCCUCAUCGUCCUCAGCGACUUCGAGGCCGUGCACGACGCCCUGGUCAACCAGGCCGAGGUCUUCAGCGACCGGCCCAGCAUGCCGAUCGUGGCCAUCAUCACCAAGAAAAAAGGUGUGGUGUUUGCACCGUACGGCCCAGUAUGGAGAAAACAGCGGAAGUUCUCCCAUUCGACUCUCCGUCACUUCGGAUUAGGGAAGCACAGCCUGGAACCAAAGAUUAUUGAAGAAUUCCAGUACGUGAAAGGCGAGAUCCUGAAGCAUGGAAGGGCGGCGUUCAACCCCUUCCCCAUUAUUGGCAAUGCUGUCGCCAACGUCAUCUGCUCGAUGGCCUUGGGCAGACGUUUCAACUACAGUGAUGUGGGCUUUAAGACCUUGCUAAGCCUCAUGUCGCGGGCUCUGGAGAUCUGCUUGAACAGCCGCAUCAUUCUGGUCAACAUCUGCCCUUGGCUGUACUACCUCCCAUUCGGGCCGUUCCGAGAACUCCGGCAGAUCGAGCUGGACAUCACGACUUUCCUGAAGAAAAUCAUCGCGCAGCACAGGGAGAGCCUGGAUGCCCAGAAUCCUCAGGACUUCAUUGAUAUGUACCUCCUUCAUGCAGACGAGGAGAAAAAGACCAACAGCGAGAGCAGCUUUGACGAAGACUACCUGUUCUUUAUUAUCGCGGAACUUUUUAUCGCGGGCACAGAUACGACGUCCAACACGCUACUCUGGAGCCUCCUUUACAUGUCGCUUCACCCGGAAGAACAAAAGAAAGUUCAAGAAGAAAUCGAAUUGGUGAUUGGAUGUGAUCGGCCUCCAUCCCUCGCUGACAAGGCACGGAUGCCCUUCACAGAAGCGACCAUUAUGGAAGUUCAACGGAUGACGGUGGUGGUGCCUCUUUGCAUUCCCCGGAUGGCCUCAGAGACAACGGUGCUCCAGGGUUACACUAUUCCAAAGGGCAGUGUAAUCAUUCCUAAUUUGUGGUCCGUGCACAGAGAUCCCAAGAUAUGGGAGAGACCAGACGAUUUCUACCCAGCAAGGUUUCUGGAUGAAAAUGGCCAGCUCCUCAAAAAAGAGACAUUUAUUCCUUUUGGAAUUGGAAAACGGGUGUGCAUGGGAGAGCAACUGGCCAAGAUGGAGCUGUUCCUGAUGUUUGUGAGCCUUCUGCAAAGUUUCACCUUCCUGUAUCCCGAAGACUCAAAGAAGCCAUCAAUGGAAGGAAGAUUUGGCCUGACUUUAGCUCCAUUUCCAUUCAACAUAAUUGCCUUAAAGAGAUGAAGGAACCUUGGACAGGAAUGCUGCAUGACGUUUGCAUUACUCUAAUGAAAUUCAGGGCUUUAUAUUCAAAUGCACUUCACUAACAAAUUCACCAACCCUGAGCAAGGGUGGGGAAAUCUGUGUGUGUCCCCCCCUCACACACACACAGGGUACCAAAAGCUCAUAAAGCACUUUUCCCUUAGCCUGGGGACUCUUCCUUUAGAUGCAUUGAAACUCUUAACGGUAGGAAACAAAACAGAGUUUCUACUCCUUGGAGUUGCAGAGCAACGAGUGGCAAUUGUGGUGCAGAAACUCUUAACAGAACUGUCAUGCAUCAAGCGACUUUUUAUAUUAAAAACAAAGGGGGGAGAACUUUAACAUUAAUUUAUACAUGAUGACAGUAGAUGAAAAACAACAAUAAAAAGCAGUGGUGUAUUUGGAUAUCUCUUUUCUAUGAGAAUCCUGACAUCCUUUUGAAAGGACGCAUUGAGGGCACAUACAGAAAUAUCUUAAAAACAUGAUUCUCUGUGGUUUUUCCUCCUCCUGGGUGAGUCCAACUUUCACCCACCUUCACUGUGAAAAGAGCAGUCUUGCACACCACUGAUUCAAGCGCUGAUUCAGUCCUCAGGCUUGCCUCGCUCCCAUGCUUCAGGCAGGCUGAUGGCUUCUUUUUAAAACAGAUAAUAAUUAAGCAUUGCAUGUACAUUUGUUCAAUUAAAUGUACAUUUCAUCCCCUUCAACAAUAAUAGAAAAACAGAAUCACUUUUCUAAAAUGUGGAAAACCUGCUCCAGGGGAGAUGGGUUAGUGAGGUCACUGGCUUCAGACAAUCAGCACUGUGCACAGCUGGUUUCUGCUUCAACCAUGCAGAACCUGUUUCUCCGGAGCCUUGAUCUGGAUGAGAAGAUCAAAAUGUGGUGAGUGUACUUCCACGGCUCAAAUUAUAUGCAUCUGUAUGUACCCUGGGAUUUGCCUCAUGGUAGCUCUAUUAUUGCUAAAACUGGAUACUUUGGGGAGGAGCAAACUCUUAUUUUCUGUGGUUAGUUCUCCUUAGGACUUGCCUAUAUUCUGAGUUUACUGCAGAUCAGUGCUGAGCUGAACCUGAUUUCACCAGCAAUUGACUUGCAGCAUCUGUACUAAAAAUAUCUGAGGAUCAGUGUAAGGGCCGAGCAGUGUUUACAGGUUCAAAUUAUACUGCUUCAAGCAGUUUGGUAAACCUUUGCACCCUUAACUGUAAACAAUACAAAAUAUAUAGGAAGGCAAAAUCGUUUCUAAUUGCCCCUGCCCCCCAAAUACUUGCUCAUGUUGCUGUAUGCGGGAGGAACUCUUAUCCUAAUAGCAUCCCUUUCCUUUCUUCCUCCAAACUUCCUGGGAAUAACGAAGGUACAAACAAUAGAUGCAUGUAUUCGUGUUAGCUAGGAACCUCCAUUGAUGGUUUUUGUUAGCAUAUUUGCAGCACAAAUUUAGGCAGUUGCAUAUUGUUUCAUUGUGGUGACGGUGCUCACCUGAAAGAUGAGGAACUUUAAUACUGGCCAUCUAGGAAGAUGUCUAGCGAGUCACAGUUGCCCCUGCACACAUACCAUGCACACAUCUCCAGGGAUGGGGAACCAUACUGCCAAUGCCUAGGGCUGGCCUUUUUGGCAGGGGAGAACCCACUUUGAUGUAAAUACAGAGUUCAAUUCUAAUUCAUUGCUGUUGAAAGGAAGCAGUGAUGUGAUCCAAAAGUGGUACAAGCCUCUGAAUUAGUAGCGUGCAGGUAAGAUUGCAGGGUGGAUAUACUUUAAAGGUAAGCAGGUGACAUGAACUUCUUGGGCAGGAAUCUAGAAGAUUAUUCAUCUUCAGUGGAAAAGUGGUAACUGCACUGCUCACUUUCAGCUUAGAACAGCCAGACUUAAGGGGCAAACAUGCAUUGCAAAGCUGGCCAUUGACCUGAUUCAUUGUAUGGCAUGUCAGCCCUCCUGUAAUAAAGUAGCAUUUUAAUGAAGCACUUUAUAUUUUAAUCAGGAUCCAAAGAUCUGUAUUUCUAUAUUUUAGUGGGUGGUAAGCGCCCCACUAACGAUUAUGUAUAUGUAGCUUGCCUACAUCCUGCUGAUGUUUACCAUGCCUGCAUUAUCUUUUCUUUUUCAAAAUGAAUGCCUUGUUUAGAAUUUUAGUAGGGAGGAUUGUUAAUACUGUUAGGAACUAGCGUUUGAGAGUUGCUGACUCUUUUUAAAAGGUGCCUCUAUUUCUACAGACAUCCUGAGAUCUUUUUCUCAGUGUGAAUCUCUUUGUCUAAAUAAAGCUUUUUUUAUUUUAAAAGC
Molecule: messenger RNA, 3909 nt
Organism: Elgaria multicarinata webbii
Lineage: Eukaryota; Metazoa; Chordata; Lepidosauria; Squamata; Anguidae
Product: cytochrome P450 2U1
Exons: 5
Coding region: 1-1632 (543 amino acids)
Biological process (GO): xenobiotic metabolic process
Cellular component (GO): cytoplasm; intracellular membrane-bounded organelle
Molecular function (GO): heme binding; steroid hydroxylase activity; oxidoreductase activity, acting on paired donors, with incorporation or reduction of molecular oxygen, reduced flavin or flavoprotein as one donor, and incorporation of one atom of oxygen
Source: RefSeq, a predicted model, not a curated record